Molecule: messenger RNA, 1169 nt
Organism: Otolemur garnettii (small-eared galago)
Lineage: Eukaryota; Metazoa; Chordata; Mammalia; Primates; Galagidae
Gene: CAVIN3
Product: caveolae associated protein 3
Exons: 2
Coding region: 163-948 (261 amino acids)
Cellular component (GO): caveola; cytoplasm
Molecular function (GO): protein kinase C binding
Source: RefSeq, a predicted model, not a curated record
GACCCGGCAGUCCACAUCCCGCCCCCUGCCCUCCUGCCGGCGGAGCAGGCCAACUCCGCCUGCCUGAGUCACGGCUGGAGCUGGGGAGGAGCCGGGGAAAGGCGGCCCCAGUCCACAGUGUAGCCGCGGCUGCAGGCUGAGCGCGCCCGGCGGUCAGGGACCAUGGGGGAGAGCGCUUUGGAGCCGGGGCCUGUGCCCGGGGCACCGGCUGGGGGCCCGGUGCACGCGGUGACGGUGGUGACUCUGCUGGAGAAGCUGGCCACCAUGCUGGAGACGCUGCGGGAACGGCAGGGCGGCCUCGCUCAGAGGCAAGGCGGCCUGGCCGGCUCCGUGCGUCGCAUCCAGAGCAGCCUGGGCGCGCUGAGCCGCAGCCACGACACCACCAGCAACACUCUGGCGCAGCUGCUGGCCAAGGCGGAGCGCGUGGGCUCGCACGCCGACGCCGCCCAGGAGCGCGCGGUGCGUCGCGCAGCCCAGGUGCGGCAGCUAGAAGCUAACCACGGGCUGCUGGUGGCGCGCGGGAAGCUCCACGUUCUGCUCUUCAAGGAGGAGGCUGAGAUUCCAGCCAGCGCCUUCCAGAAAGCACCGGAGCCCUUGACGUCAGCAGACCAGUCCGAGCUGGGCCCAGAGCAGCAAGAGGCUGAAGUUGAAGAGAGCUCCGACGAGGAGCCCUUGGAGUCCCGGGCUCGGCGGCUGCGGCGCACCGGGUUGCAGAAGGUACAGAGCCUGCGAAGGGCUCUUUCGGGCCGGAAAGGCCCUGCAGCGCCACUGCCCACACCAGUCAAGCCGCCUCGUCUUGGGCCUGGCCGGAGCGCUGAAGGCCAGCCCGAAGCCCAGCCUGCGCUGGAGUCCACCCUAGAGCCAGAGCCUCCGCAGGACCCGGAGGAAGAUCCCGGGAGACCUGAGGCUGCCAAAGAGGCUCUGCAACAAAUAGAGAGUGCAGCCUGAUGGCUGGCGCUGCCUGCUUUCUCUAUGCCUAUGCCUAUCCCAAAAUAAAUCCCUUUUAGAAGGCAGCACUCACUCCCUAAUAAGGAGCGAAUCCUGCAUCAACUGCCUCUCGCUGACUCUCCCUUCCUUCUUCCUUAAGUCCAGUGCCCCUUGUCCUCUAAAAGAGAUGCAUCCACUCACAUCUGCUUGCCCUCACCAUCAAUAAAAGCAAUGUCACCUUA